This is a messenger RNA of Cygnus atratus (black swan), 12738 nucleotides long. It is a transcript of the gene DNAH1, whose product is annotated as dynein axonemal heavy chain 1. Gene Ontology annotation, cellular component: dynein complex. Gene Ontology annotation, molecular function: ATP binding; dynein intermediate chain binding; minus-end-directed microtubule motor activity. The record is from RefSeq and is a predicted model, not a curated record. The transcript is spliced from 78 exons. Bases 1 to 12738 code for a protein of 4245 amino acids. Lineage: Eukaryota; Metazoa; Chordata; Aves; Anseriformes; Anatidae. Gene Ontology annotation, biological process: microtubule-based movement.
AUGUCUUUUUGCAGUAGCAAGCCCAGGGUUGCAUCGCAGCGUUGUUCUCCUUGGAAGAUGGAUAAAGCAACAAAGGAUUUGAUGAAAUCUCUGGGUAGUAGCCCCAAACUUCCCUGUACCAGUGGUGAGGCUUCAUGCUUGGACUGCAGCCCAAGAAUGAAUUUGUUGCUUCCUGAUAGCUGCAACAAGGAGGCAAAAAAAUACUCAGCCUUUAGACAAAAGACUUACUCUGAUGUCGUCACUCCAGGAGCCUCCAGCAUCUCAGGGGAUGUUUGUGGUGCCCCUCGUAUGUACCAUGCUUUAGUAAAACAGGCGGACCUCGAACAGCACACCCCUAAAGUCACAACCUUCAAGAUGCCUGAGGACUUUGAAGGUGUCCUGGAUGCGCAAGUGACUGGACCAACCACUAAGAACCUCAUCAAGUCAGAUUUCCCAGUAGGGUCAUUUAAGCCCAAAGUGCAGAUUGCCUUCCAAAGGCUUCCAGGGCGGUGCCCUCAGAGGAUUGAAGUAGAGAGGAGAAGAAGGCUAUAUCUCAGCUUCGAUAUUGCUCAGCUCUUGGCCAGUGAGGGGAUAGACUCCAAUCAGCUGAUGCCAAGGCACCAUGAUCCUGAAAAUAUGCCAACUAUUGAGGAGAAAAAAGAUCCUGUCUUUCCUACCUACCUCCCACUAGAGAUAUUUGACAAUGAAGAGUAUGACUGUCGAACACCAGAAGAGUGGAUCUCACUAGGACUGGAGCCAGGAUGUCAUGAUAGAAAGCCAGUGCCUGGAAAAGCACUUUUACCUACAGAUGACAUGCUGGGACAUGAGGACCUCAAAAGCCAGAAGUUAAUCUACAAGUGGAUUGAUGUUGGUGUUCUGGAUUAUGACAAGGAGACAAAGCUUUACUUGGUCCAUAAGACAGAUGAAAAUGGGAUGGUGCGUGAUGAAGAAGGGAGACCCAUCCUCAAUGGAGGAAAAACUCCAGAAGGUGUGUUUCGAAGAGCCCCACUGCUGUCAUGUCAGUACUGGGUGCCACGAGUUUGCUUGCUAUUUCUGGCUGAAGAUCCUCGAGUGUUUGCACAGCGGGUAGUUUCUGCCAACAACUUGCGUAAAAAGACACAGGCACUGAUGCUCUAUCACCUGUAUGUGGACUGCAUGCCCACAGAUGGACUAAAUAGCAUCAGCAAGAAGAGCCUGGGGAGAAUGAAGCUGUGGGCUCUGCAUACUCCCAAAUUGAAGAAGGAGAAGAGAGUGUUAGACUGUAUGGGCUGUCUGGAGAAAGAAGUGAGAUUAGACUAUGAGCGCACCAUGAACAGGAUCAUCUUUGACAAAGUCGUCACUUCCAAACCUCAGACAUUUUCUUAUGUCACCCUGCCAGACAAAGAGGAGAAGAAAGUACCAGAGAAAGGGCUCAUCUGCAUCCCAGACUACCCUUUUGGCAAACAACAAGCAGACUUCAAUUUUGUCUCACUCCUGACCAAGCCAGAAGUUAUCCUUGUCCUUGCACAGGUUCAUGAGGAGUGCAACAAGGCAGCUACUACGUCUCUGUUUAAUUCAACCUUAGCCAAGCAUGUCAGCUUGGAGGAGUUUGAGGAGAUCCAGAUCCAGACCUUCACCCAGGUUCAGACAUUUCUCAAGGAUACUUGGAUCAAUACUCUAAAGACUGCAGUAAAGAGCAGCCUGAGAAAUGCAGGCAAAGGCUGGUACAACCUGGAACAGAGCAAUUGGGAUAUCUACCAGAUGUCCAAACUGCAUAAGCUGAUGAAGCGCAUCAAAUUCAUCAUGCAGGAUUCUGUGCGCAGUCUGGUCCAGAAAUCACUGGUCAGCUUCACUCAGCUUUUUCUGGAUGCUUGCCAUAGUGUCCUGAAUUGCUCAGAGGACAUGGAAUGGGGAGAUGACCUCAUCAAUAGUCCCUACAGGCCUCAAAGGAAUCCAAUCUUUGUAAUAGACCUUGUCCUAGAUGACGGUGGUGUUCAUUUCAGCCCCUCUCUGGAGAGCUUUGAGGAGUCCCUCCUUUCUCUGUUUGACAAGGGAAUACUGGUGACUCACACUGUCCCACAGCUGGAGAAGUAUGUGAUAGAGAACAUACUCGUCACGGGCACACCCUUGCUGGACUCAGUGGGCUUGCAUGAACCAGAAGUGGAAGAACUACGUGAGACUUUGUGGUCUGCCAUUCAAAAGACACUGAUCCUUCUCCAAGCCUAUGCCAGGAAAUACAAGAAGUUCCUAGAGCUCAAUAACAAUGAUAUCCAGUACUUGCUAAAAGACUACCAAGAGCAAUGUCCAUCUGCUCAGGAUGUAAUGACCAUAGUAAACACACACUUGUCUGAAAUGGAGAAUCUGGACAACUCUCUGCCUACUUCUAUCGUCAUUGGUCCCUUCCAUGUCAGCGUAGAAGGUGUUAAGCAAAAUUUGUCCAAAAAAUACAAAGCACUUGCCACUUCCAUGUUGGACUUACUGGCUAAAAAUCUCCAUUUGCAGGUGGAGAAUAUCUGUGAUGCAUACAAAGCCGUCAGCUUGAAGAUGCAUGAGAAACCAAACAGUAUUGAGGAGCUGGCAGAUCUGCGGGAGUGGAUGAAGGGAGUCCCUGAGCAGCUGGCUGUGCAGAAGGAACUGAUUCGUGAAGUCGUGGAAGAUUACAAGGUCCUGGAGGAAUUCCUUUACAAUCUCACCGAAGAAGACUUCAGUCAAAAGUGGACUGCAAGUUACUGGCCCCUGAAAAUAACUAUGCAAGCUGAGUCCAUUCGUCUCCAGCACAUGAAGGAUGAAGACAAAUUUCGCAAAAUCCAGGUCAUGAAUCACAGCAGCUUUCAAGAGAAACUGGAGGAGAUGCAGCUGACUGUAGGUGGAUUUUCUGUUCAGGUGGACAUUAACCAAGCUCACAGUUUGGCUAACGAAGCAAGGCAGGUCAGGAAGGAGUUGAAGGAGCUUCAGAAUUUGGCAGUUCUCUACAACAACAGGGAAAGAAUAUUUGGGAUGAAAGUUACUAAUUACAGUAAGCUAUCCGGGAUGGUUAAGGAGUUCCAGCCAUACUGUGAUCUCUGGACUACAGUGUCAGACUGGAUGCGCUGGCAUGGGAGCUGGAUGAAUGAUCCUCUCAUUGAAAUUGAGGCUGAACAGCUGGAAAAGAAUGUCAAUGACUCUUUUAAGACAAUUCAGAGAUGCGUGAAGCAGUUCAAGGACUCACCAGCAUGCCAGGGUGUAGCAAUGGAAUUCCGAGACAAGAUUGAAGAAUUCAGAUUAUAUAUCCCCUUAAUUCAAGGGCUUCACAACCCUGGUAUGAGAAACCGGCACUGGGAAAUGCUGUCAGAAGCUAUUAACAUUGAUAUCAAGCUAGAACCUGAUCUGACACUUCGUCGCUGCUUGGAUAUGAACCUGCUGGACCAUAUCGAGAGCAUUACCAAAGUAGCUGAGAUAGCUGGCAAGGAAUAUGCCAUCGAGAAUGUACUCAACAAGAUGGAGAAUGAAUGGAGCUCUGUUUCAUUUACUGUGUCACUUUACAAAGACACGGGCACUUUUAUCCUGAAAAACACUGAUGAGGCUUCUCAGCUCCUAGAUGAUCAUAUUGUCAUGAUUCAGAGCAUGUCCUUCUCACCGUUCAAGAAAGCUUUUGAGGAUAGGAUGAACACAUGGGAAAACAAGCUGAAGAUGACACAGGAUGUCCUAGAGGAAUGGCUGAAAUGCCAGUGCUCUUGGCUCUACUUGGAGCCCAUCUUUAGGUCAGAAGACAUCAAAAGACAGCUCCCAGUGGAAAGUGAGCGCUACCAUGCCAUAGAUAUGGACUGGAGGAUCAUCAUGAAGAAUGCUAAUGAAAAUCCUGAGGUGAUGUCUUUGUGCCCUGAUCCUGCACUACUAGAAAACCUGCAAAAAUGUAACAAACUACUAGAACUUGUACAGAAAAGGCUGAGUGAAUACCUGGAGACCAAGAGAGGUGCUUUUCCCAGGUUCUACUUCCUUUCAGAUGAUGAGCUGCUGGAAAUACUGUCUCAGACAAAGGACCCCACUGCUGUACAACCUCACCUCCGCAAAUGCUUUGAGAACAUUGCACAGCUGCAGUUCCAGGAGGACCUACAGAUCACACACAUGUACUCUGCUGAAGGAGAAGAGGUGAAGCUGUUUGCUCCUAUCUAUCCCACUGACAGUGUGGAGGACUGGCUGCUGGAAGUGGAGAAAUCCAUGAAGGCCAGUAUACGGGACAACAUCGAAAGAUCAAUUGGUGUUUAUCCAGAGAUGUCACGUACUACAUGGGUCUUGCAAUGGCCUGGCCAAGUGACCAUUGCUGGCUGUCAGAUUUUCUGGACAAAGGAAGUGUCUGAAGCUCUGGAAGCUGGAGAUUUGUCCAGCAGGCUUUUCCCACAGCUGACUACUCAGCUGGGUGAUUUGGUUGCCGUGGUCCGUGGAAAGUUGUCUAAGAUGCAGCGAGCAGUGUUGUCAGCUCUCAUUGUGAUUGAGGUCCAUGCCAAGGAUGUUGCAGCAAAGCUGAUUGAGGAGAAUGUGACAAGCGUGAAUGAUUUCGAGUGGAUCUCCCAGCUCAGAUACUACUGGACGAGGGGGGACCUGUACAUCAGAGCAGUCAACGCUGAAUUUAUGUAUGGCUAUGAGUAUCUGGGGAAUAGUGGCCGUCUGGUUAUCACACCCCUCACUGACAGGUGUUACCUGACACUUACAGGAGCUCUGCAUCUGAAAUUUGGAGGAGCACCUGCAGGACCAGCAGGAACAGGCAAAACAGAAACAACAAAAGACCUGGGGAAAGCACUAGCAAUCCAAACCGUAGUGUUCAACUGCUCUGACCAGCUUGACUUUAUGGCAAUGGGAAAGUUUUUCAAGGGACUAGCCAGCUCUGGUGCGUGGGCUUGCUUUGAUGAGUUCAACCGCAUUGAUAUUGAGGUGCUGUCUGUGGUGGCUCAGCAGAUCACAACUAUUCAGAAAGCCCAACAGCAGAGGGUAGAUCGUUUCAUGUUUGAAGGCAUGGAGAUCCCACUAGUCCCAUCCUGUGCAGUCUUCAUCACAAUGAACCCAGGGUAUGCUGGACGCACUGAAUUACCUGAUAACCUCAAGGCUCUCUUCCGCCCAGUGGCUAUGAUGGUCCCGGAUUACUCCAUGAUUGCUGAGAUCUCUCUAUAUUCAUUUGGGUUUAAUGAAGCCAAAGUCCUUGCAAAGAAGAUCACUACAACGUUCAAACUAUUGUCAGAGCAGCUCAGUACCCAGGACCACUAUGACUUUGGAAUGAGAGCUGUAAAGACUGUCAUCUCAACAGCUGGCAACCUGAAAAGAGAGAAUCCUACCAUGGAUGAGGAUCUGAUCUGUCUGCGGGCUAUCAGGGAUGCCAACAUACCCAAAUUUCUGCAGGAUGACCUCAAGCUCUUCAAUGGUAUUGUCUCAGAUUUAUUUCCUAAGAUCAAAGAAAAGCCUGUUGAUUAUGGCAUCCUGGAAGAAGCCAUUCGCAAAGCCUGCAUCGAAAAGAAUCUGAAGGAUGUUGACGGUUUUGUGACUAAGUGCAUCCAGCUGUAUGAAACCACUGUGGUUCGUCAUGGCCUUAUGUUAGUGGGGCCCACAGGCUCUGGGAAGACAAAGAGUUAUGAAGUCCUGGCAGCUGCAAUGACAUCACUGCAAGGUCAGCCUGCAGCCAGUGGUGGGAAUUACGAAGCAGUCAGCUACUUUGUACUGAAUCCCAAAUCCAUCACCAUGGGCCAGCUUUAUGGAGAGUUCAACUUGUUAACGCAUGAGUGGACAGAUGGGAUCCUUUCCUCACUCAUUCGGCGGGGAGCCAUGGCUACUGAUGCUCAUAAGAAGUGGUACGUGUUUGACGGGCCAGUUGAUGCUCUGUGGAUUGAGAACAUGAACACAGUACUGGAUGACAAUAAGAAGUUGUGUCUCAGUUCAGGGGAAAUCAUCAAGAUGACAGAGAGCAUGACCAUGAUGUUUGAAGUCCAGGAUUUGGCUGUUGCUUCCCCUGCCACAGUCUCCCGCUGUGGCAUGGUUUACCUGGAACCCAGCAUCCUGGGGCUGGAGCCCUUCACUGAGUGCUGGCUGCAAAAAAUCCCAGGUGUCAUGCAGCCCUUCUCACAGCAGUUGGCAUCCCUCUUCAGGAGAUUCCUCAAGGAAGCCAUUGGCUUUGUCCGGAGAUUUGUGAAGGAGAUAAUUGCCUCAACAGAUGGUAACCUCACAAGAAGCCUUCUCAUGCUGUUGGAAUGUUUGUUUCAGCCUUUCAUUCCUGUUGAGGGAAUUAGGAAGAUUCCCCAGGAGAAGGCAGCUCGUAUCAGAGAGCUGAUUGAGCCCUGGUUUAUAUUUGCCUUGAUCUGGAGCAUAGGUGCUACUGGGGAUUCCCAAGGCCGUGUGGCCUUCAGCAUGUGGCUGAGGGAGAAGAUGGCAAAAGAAAAGAUCCAGUUACUUUUCCCAGAAGAAGGACUGGUUUAUGACUAUAAACUGAAUGAUGCUGGACUUAACAAUGUUGAAGAUGAUCUGGAUGAGGAUGUCAUUAGGGAGGUGUGCUGGGAGAAGUGGCUGGACCCCACAGCAAAGUUCACCAUGGUUCCUGAAACCAACUUUGCUGACAUUAUUGUGCCCACAGUGAACACAGUCCGAAUGGCCCAACUGCUGGGUCUGUUGCUCAUCAACUGUAAGCCGGUUCUCUGCAUUGGUCCCACUGGCACAGGGAAGACUCUCACAAUUACAGACAAACUAUUGAAGAACUUGCCUCUCAAAUACAUCACCCAUUUCCUGAUGUUUUCUGCACGCACCUCUGCCAACCAAACCCAGGAUCUCAUUGAUAGCAAACUGGAUAAGAGGCGGAAGGGUGUGUUUGGGCCUCCAGUUGGGCGGUGCUUCAUAUUUUUCAUUGAUGACUUGAACAUGCCCAUGCCAGAGGCAUACGGUGCUCAGCCACCCAUUGAGCUGCUGCGGCAGUGGUUGGACCACCAGGGCUGGUACGACAGGAAACAAAUUGGUACUUUUAAGAAGCUGGUAGAUAUUAAUUUUGUCUGUGCCAUGGGACCUCCUGGAGGGGGAAGGAAUGCUGUUACUCCACGCCUCACACGUCAUUUCAAUUACCUCUCCUUCACGGAGAUGGAGGACAGCAGCAAGAAGACAAUCUUCUCCACCAUCCUUGGCAGCUGGAUGGCUGGACUCCUAGGAGAAAGAAGUUACAGAGAUCCAGUGUCUGGAGCACCUGCAGUCAAAGACUUGAAUGAGCCCUUGGUUGAUGCCACUAUCUGUGUGUAUUCUACCAUCACAUCCCAGCUGCUGCCCACACCAGCCAAGUCACAUUACACCUUUAACCUGAGGGACCUCUCCAAGGUGUUCCAGGGCAUGCUCAUGGCUGAGUCCAGCAAUAUCGAGGACAAAUCACACCUGCUGCGACUGUGGUACCAUGAGAGCUGUCGGGUCUUCUCUGAUCGCCUGGUCACUAAAGAGGACCAGACCUGGUUUGAUAACCUGAUGAAAAGCAUGAUGGAGGAACUAGGCACCACUUUUGAGGAGGUUGUCCCUUCCCAGCCAGUUCUGUUUGGCGACUUCAUGGAACAAGACGCCCAUAUCAGACUGUACAAAGAAAUCAACAGCCAGGAAAAGCUGAAGAUUGUGAUUGAGGAUUACCUGGAAGAGUACAAUCAAACCCACACCGCAGAGCUGAGGCUGGAGCUGUUCAUGGACGCAGUGCAGCACAUCUGUCGAAUCAGCCGGAUCCUGCGGCAGGCCCCAGGGAAUGCUCUUCUCCUGGGUGUUGGGGGGAGUGGGAGGCAGUCCCUCACCAGGCUGGCAUCUCACAUGGCAGAUUAUGAGUGUUUCCAGAUAGAAUUGUCCAAAAACUACGACAUGACCGAAUGGCGAGAUGACAUGAAGAAGAUCAUGAUGAAAGCAGGCCUUGAAAGUCUACCCAAAACCUUCCUAUUUGUAGACACACAGAUUAAAAUUGAAUCCUUCCUUGAAGAUAUCAACAACCUGCUCAACUCAGGUGACGUUCCCAACAUUUACAGCCCUGACGAUCAAGAACAGAUCAUAACAGCUAUGAAGCCUGUUGUGCGAGAACUAGGGCAGCAGCCCACCAAGGCCAACCUGAUGGCUGCAUACACAGGACGGGUUCGCAGCAAUAUCCACAUGGUUCUGUGCAUGAGCCCUAUUGGAGAAGUCUUCCGUGCACGCUUGAGACAGUUCCCCUCUCUCGUGAACUGCUGUACCAUUGACUGGUUUAAUGAGUGGCCUGCUGAAGCUCUGCAGUGUGUUGCCUCCUCCUUCUUGCAGGAGAUUCCACAUCUUGGUGCCAGCACUGAAGUUGUUAAUGGGAUGAUUCAGAUGUGUGUAGAAAUUCAUCAGAGUGUAGCAAGGAUGUGUCAAGUGUACCUGGUGGAGCUGGCCAGACACAAUUAUGUCACUCCCAAGAGCUACCUUGAUUUCCUCAGCAUCUUCAGUUCCCUGAUUGGAAAGAAGAAACAGGAGCUGAGGACAGCCAGGAAGAAGAUGAGAAGUGGCCUGGACAAGCUCCAGCAAACAGCAGAGGAUGUAGCGAGGAUGCAGGAGGAGCUGGAGUCCGCCCGCCCUCUCCUGGCACAGGCAGCCAAGGACACACUGGCAACUAUGGAACAGCUGCAGGUAGACACAGCUGUGGCCGAAGAGACAAGAAAUGCUGUGCAGGCUGAGGAGACGAAGGCCAAAGAAAAAGCCCAGAAAGCCCAAGCCAUUGCAGACGAUGCUCAGAAGGACCUGGCUGAAGCCCUCCCAGCCCUAGAUGCUGCUCUGGCCAGCCUGAGGAACCUAAACAAAAAUGAUGUUACAGAGGUACGAGCAAUGCAGCGGCCUCCCCUUGGUGUGAAAAUGGUGAUUGAAGCAGUCUGCAUCAUGAAAGAAAUCAAGCCCAAAAAAGUGGCAGGAGAAAAACUGGGCUCCAAGGUGGAUGAUUACUGGGAGCCAGGCAGGGCCCUUCUUCAGGACCCUGGGAAGUUCUUGGAUAGUCUAUUUAAGUAUGAUAAGGACAACAUUGCAGACGCCGUGAUCAGGGCCAUCCAGCCAUACAUUGACAGUAAGGAGUUUCAGCCAGCUGCCAUCGCCAAAGUCUCCAAAGCUUGCACCUCCAUCUGCCAGUGGGUGCGUGCCAUGCACAAGUACCACUUUGUGGCCAAGGUCGUGGAGCCCAAGCGGCGAGCCUGGCGGGAGGCAGAAGAGGACCUGCGUGCCACUCAGCAGGUCCUUGAGGCAGCUAAGGAACGCCUGAGGGAUGUUGAAAGUGGUAUUGCCAUGCUGCAAGCCAAGUACAAGAGUUGCAUAGCCAAGAAGGAGGAGCUGGAGAUGAAGUGUGAGCAGUGUCAGCAGAGACUGGACCGUGCUGAUACGCUUAUAAACAACCUGGCCGAUGAAAAGGUGCGCUGGCAGGACACCGUCGAGAACCUGGAUUACAAGAUCAACAACAUUGCUGGGGAUGUGCUGGUCGCAGCUGGCUUUGUUGCCUACCUGGGCCCCUUCACAGGACACUACCGCAUAGCGCUGUGCAAGGAGUGGCUAAGCCAGCUCUCAGAAAACAACAUUCCUCACACCAAGGAACCAAACCUGAUCAGCACACUUGGAGACCCUGUGGAAAUCCACUCCUGGCAGAUUGCUGGCUUACCCAAUGACACCCUGUCUGUGGAGAACGGGGUAAUAACCCAAUUCUCCCAACGCUGGACUCACUACAUAGAUCCCCAAGGACAAGCAAACAAGUGGAUCAAGAACCUGGAGAAAGUGAACAGCCUGGAGGUGGCCAAGCUGAGCGACCGGGACUUUCUCUGCAGUCUGGAAAAAGCCAUUACUUUUGGGAAGCCUUUCCUGCUGGAGAAUGUCGGUGAGGAGCUGGAUCCAGCCCUCGAGCCCGUCUUGCUGAAACAGACCUACAAACAGCAAGGCAACACAGUGCUGAAGCUGGGGGAUACAGUGAUUCCUUACCAUGAGGAUUUCAAGCUGUACAUCACCACCAACCUGCCAAACCCUCAUUACAGUCCUGAAGUUUCCACAAAGCUCACCCUCAUCAACUUCACCCUCUCGCCCAGUGGCUUAGAAGACCAGCUGCUGGGACAAGUGGUGGCUGAGGAGCGGCCAGACUUAGAAGAGGCUCGAAACCAGCUGAUUGUUAGCAAUGCUGAGAUGCAUCAGGAGCUGAAGGAGAUAGAAGACCAGAUCCUGUAUCGGCUCAGCUCUUCUGAAGGAAACCCUGUAGAUGACUUGGAGCUCAUCAAAGUGCUGGAAGCAUCCAAGCUCAAGGCAGGGGAGAUCCAGGCCAAGGUGAAGGUGGCAGAGCAGACAGAGAAGGACAUCAACGCCACACGCUUGCAGUAUGCGCCUGUCGCUGUCCGCACACAGAUCCUCUACUUCUGUGUCUCAGACCUGUCCAACGUGGACCCCAUGUACCAGUACUCACUGGAGUGGUUCCUCAACAUCUUCCUCGUGGGGAUCAGUAACUCCAAGAGAGCAGAUACCGUGAAGGAGCGAAUCACAAACAUCAACAACUACAUCACCUUCAGUCUGUACAGCAACGUGUGCCGUAGCCUCUUUGAGAAGCACAAGCUCAUGUUUGCCUUCCUGCUUUGUGCACGGAUCCUGAUGAAUGACGGGCAGAUUGAUAUGGAGGAGUGGCGGUACCUGCUGUCAGGGGGAGCCAUAAAGGAGAUGCGGGAGAACCCAGCUCCAGACUGGCUGUGUGAGCGAGCGUGGGGAGACAUCCUGGCCUUGAGCAACCUGAAGAACUUCUCUGGCUUUGCAGAUGACUUUGCAGCUAAUCUUGAAGCGUUCAGGGCCAUUUUUGACAGCCCUGAGCCCCACAGAGAGCCCCUGCCCCAGAAGUGGGAUGCUGGGCUUGAUGCCUUCCAGAGGCUGCUGGUUCUGCGGUGUCUGCGGGGAGAUAAGAUCACCAAUGCCAUGCAGGACUUCGUGGCACUGAACCUGGAUCAAACCUUCAUUGAGCCGCAGACCACUGACCUCUCCAUCGUGUUCAGGGAGUCCAGCGCCACCACCCCGCUCGUGUUUGUGCUGUCCCCAGGCACUGACCCAGCUGCCGACCUUUACAAGUUUGCUGAAGAGAUGAAGUUCUCCAAAAAGCUCUCUGCCAUUUCCCUGGGCCAAGGCCAGGGCCCCCGUGCUGAAGCCAUGAUGCACAGCGCCAUGGAGCAGGGCAACUGGGUUUUCUUCCAGAAUUGCCACCUGGCCCCCAGCUGGAUGCCUUCACUGGAGAGACUCAUCGAAGGCAUUAACCCCAACAAGGUGCAGCAGGACUUCCGCCUCUGGCUCACCAGUCUGCCGAGCAACCGCUUCCCUGUGUCCAUCCUCCAGAAUAGCUCCAAGGUGACCAUUGAGCCCCCCCGUGGGGUCAAGGCCAACCUGCUCAAGUCAUACAGUAGUUUCAGCGAUGACUUCUUGAAUUCCUGCUCCAAGGUCACGGAGUUUAAAUCCUUGCUGCUGUCACUUUGCUUCUUCCACGGGAACAUGCUGGAGAGGAGGAAGUUUGGGCCUCUGGGAUUCAACAUCCCCUAUGAGUUCACAGAUGGAGACCUCCGCAUCUGCAUCAGCCAACUAGAGAUGUUCCUGAGUGAAUACACAGAUAUCCCCUACAAGGUUCUGAAGUACACGGCUGGGGAGAUCAACUACGGCGGCCGCGUGACUGAUGACUGGGACAGGCGUUGCAUCAUGAAUAUUUUGGAAGACUUCUACAAGCCGGAGGUUCUAAUUCCAGAGUUUGCUUAUUCUGAGUCUGGGAUCUACAAACAGAUCAGUACUUCCUCAGACCUCAAUGGGUACCUACAGUACAUCAGAAGCCUGCCGCUCAACGAUAGCCCGGAGCUCUUUGGUUUACAUGAGAACGCCAACAUCACCUUUGCUCAGAAGGAGACCUUUGCCCUGCUGGGGGCCAUAACGCAGCUGCAACCCAAGAUGUUGACACUGGGCGGCCGCAGCAGGGAGGAGCUCGUGGAGGAGACCUCAAGGGACAUCCUGGCAAAGCUGCCUGCCCCCAUGGACUUGCAGGAGGUGAUCCGCAAAUACCCACUGCUCUAUGAGGAGUCCAUGAACACGGUGCUGGUGCAGGAGGUGAUCAGGUACAACGGUCUUCUGGAGGUGAUCGCACAGACACUGAAGGAUUUGCUGAAAGCUCUCAAGGGCCUGGUUGUGAUGUCUUCUCAGCUAGAGCUGAUGGCCAACAGCUUGUACAACAACGCCGUCCCUGCAACAUGGAACACCAAGGCCUACCCAUCACUGAAGCCCUUGGCAUCCUGGGUGAACGACUUGGUGCAGCGGAUUGAAUUCCUGAAGAAAUGGAUCAACCACGGGAUCCCCUCCGUGUUCUGGAUCAGCGGGUUCUUCUUCCCGCAGGCUUUCCUCACAGGGACACUGCAGAACUUCGCCAGGAAGUCUGUUAUCUCCAUCGACACUAUCUCAUUUAGCUUCAAGGUCAUGAAGGAGUCAGCAAGCGAGCUCUCUCGCCCUCCCGCCGAAGGCUGCUACAUCCACGGCUUGUUUCUCGAAGGCGCCCGCUGGGACCCCUCUGCGUUUCAGUUAGCGGAGUCCCGUCCCAAGGAGCUGUACACCGAGAUGGCGGUCCUCUGGCUGCUUCCUGUCCCCAGUCGCAAGCCUCCAGCCACUGGCAUCUACCUGUGCCCCAUUUAUAAGACGCUCACUCGUGCAGGCACACUGUCGACCACAGGCCACUCCACCAACUACGUGAUCGCUGUGGAGCUCCCCACAGACAAGCCACAGCAGCACUGGAUCAAACGGGGCACAGCCUUGAUCUGCUCCCUGGACUUCUAG